This is a messenger RNA of Paramacrobiotus metropolitanus, 966 nucleotides long. RefSeq lists its product as uncharacterized. Lineage: Eukaryota; Metazoa; Tardigrada; Eutardigrada; Parachela; Macrobiotidae. The coding region runs from base 79 to 888 and encodes 269 amino acids. The record is from RefSeq and is a predicted model, not a curated record. The transcript is spliced from 4 exons.
CGUGAUUUUGUUGAUUUUGUAUGUGGCGCAUUUAGAAGUAGAAAUUGUUUCGUAUAGCUAUACAAACAUUUUUAAACCAUGGAAUGUAUGCUUGUAGAAAUUGUAUAUAUAUUUCUGAUGGUUUUCAACGAAUGUUUCGCUCCAAGUGCUAGCGCCUUCAUUGGCGCCAGCGGGCGCGCAUUGUACGCCGACUCAAGCAACAACGGUCAACCACAACCUAGCUCUAACUGCCCGCUUCCAAAUACGAUUCCCGGGCAGACUAUCGAUCCAGAAAAGAUAACAGGAACAUGGUACGCCUACUCUGUAUGGCAGACCAACAUAACUCAAGCCGCUGUGGAUGCGUCCGGGAUUACGAACUACAUCAAUUAUUUCACCAGCUUCGGCAAGAGCCACUACCCCACCACCGAUGUACCAGCCAGUGUCAUUCAGCAGGAACUUGCCUAUUCGAUAAAUGGUACAUGCUUGACCUCGAUCGAAGCAUCACAUAUCAGCACGGAUGGACGACAGUUAGGGACAGCGUACGAUCUUAGUACCACACCGGAAACAGCAAGCAUUGACCAGUCAGUUGUAAUAGCCACGGAUUACACAUCCUAUAUCCUGUUCUAUACUUGCGCGAACUACAAGGCCAGCACGGGAAUAUGUGGUGACCCGCAACUCUCCGUUCUCACGCGGAAGCUCCCGCCCGCUCUGUCCACCGAUGAACGCAGUAUCAUCAGUACAGCGGUCAUCAGCGCCAUCAAGCCAUACUGCACGAUUGAUUUUAAAGAUUUUGUUCCAUAUGGCGCAUGGACUACAACACAGCCCAUGUGUCAGCCCACCUCUGGGGCAGGGAGCAGCUGUUACCCGACCCUGCUGGCAGCUUAUAACAGCACCGUCUUUACCAGUUGAACACCCCGAAACGUUCCCUUUUCUAUUUUUUUCUAAUGAUGACUCACGCUGCACGUAUUUCUUUGCUGAUGUGCACUG